AGCUAAACGUAUCCGAAUGGUUGCCUACUUGCUGCUCAGUCACAUUCAUUCAUGAGACCGAUCGUGGAGCAGUUCGCGAAUUGGAGGGUCGAAACCUUGCAUUAUGUAAACACCAGGCACUCGGUGAAAUACUUCGCACAACUCCCCUGCCUGUUUUCAACGUGUGCUACCGUUAUUUUAGUGUAAAAAGUGUUUGUUUUUUAGCGCAAAUGUAUGAAGGUGCUAUUGCUUCCCAAUGAUGUGCUAUUGAUAAGGUAGAAGUGCAAACGGGGCUAGGAUUGUACGUCCCGAGUGGUGCAUAAUAUCAACCAGCCACUAUCUAACGGUACCGAAGGUUUCCCAGUGCGGUACAACGGUACUCUUAUGUUAGUGAUGAAACGUAUCUCAAACCGGAUGGUUUUGGGGAUGCAGCAUCAGUGAGUGAAACGCCCAACCGAACUGCCUGUCUCGGUACAGUCUUCCAAGACGUAGACGACGAACCCGCGUUCCGUGUGGGACCAGCGUGAACCAUCUACUUAAGGUUAAUUCACUACUUGCGACAAACGAAUGGGUCCUACUACGAGCCCCAGCCACGUUCAGUAAUACUUUCACCGUCAACGUCUCGUGGAGUUACAUCUCGUGCUCAGCUCUUUUAUGAUCGCAGGCGACCUGCUUUUACACGCGGUACGCUUUGGCCAGCAGUCGCUAACAACCAUUACCCGGUGACCUAAGACUGCUCCAAUAUACAUGUGCCAUUACACAACCCUUAAACUGCCCCGGUGGUGCGAAACACGUUCACCAGCGUAAGGAUAUGUACCUUUCGGCUUAAGUUUGGUCAAAGGUUGAUUGGCGACGAAUUUAACGAAGAAUUAUUAAAGCAAAAGCAAAUAUUAGGAAACGCCUAGUAAGAAAACGUGUGUUUCAAGACGUCCCAAAUUGUGCAAUAAUCAGAAAUAAUCGCAACAUGAGUGCCGAUCAAGAACGAGCGAAUAAAACGAUCCGUGUCGGAUCGCGGAAAAGUGAGCUGGCUCUCACACAAACGAAGUAUGUAAUCUCUCUGCUCCAGAAGCUCAAUCCGGAUGUGGUGUAUGAAAUUCAUACAAUGACAACGGUUGGUGAUCGAGUGCUGAACAAAUCACUGCCAAAAAUCGGCGAAAAGUCCCUCUUCACGAAGGACCUUGAGGAUGCGUUGCGGACAGGUGGCGUUGACUUUGUAGUACACUCGCUGAAGGAUUUGCCUACUUCACUGCCGUUGGGUAUGGCGAUCGGGGCCGUACUGGAGCGCGAAGAUGCACGGGAUGCACUGGUGCUGAACGAACGUCACCGUGGCUGCACGUUAGCCACGCUGCCCCAUGGUUCGAUCGUCGGCACAUCGUCUCUCAGACGAUCGGCACAACUGGCCCGUUACUACACCCAUCUGUCGGUGUGCGAUAUUCGGGGGAACUUAAACACCCGGCUGGCAAAGCUCGAUGCCGAUACAUCCAAGUUUGCGGGUAUCAUUCUCGCCCAGGCCGGUCUCGUGCGGAUGGGUUGGAACAAACGUAUCGAUCAGAUAAUUGAACCGCACGAAAUUUUGUACGCGGUCGGGCAGGGAGCACUUGCCGUCGAGUGCCGAUCGAACGAUGACUACAUACUGACUAUGCUGGGGAAGUUGUGUCAUCUGGAGACGCAAUGCAGGAUACUGACGGAGAGAAGCUUUCUGAAGACACUCGGCGGGGGAUGUAGCGCUCCGGUAGCGGUACGGACGGAUCUGAAACGUCGCUGGAGAAAUGGUGGUGCGGAUAGGGACCAGCAAGAACCGGGACGAAAGCGUGCCUCGCAGGACGGUGUGGAAGAUGAUGAUGAAACAUUCCAGCUAGUGGUAGAGGGUGCUGUCUGGAGUUUGGACGGGAAAACUGAAAUUCGAACUAAUGGCGAUUGCACUCUUGAACUGGCCGAAAGUCGACCGAAUUUCGAGGACGAAAAUGUUAUUCCGGGUGUGGAAGACGGCGAUGAUGCCAAGCAUCGUGCGAAAAAGCGUAGACAGGCGAGCUUGUCCAGUCCGGUAGAAGGAGACCGUGAAAGUACGAUCGAGUCCGAUCAUCAACAGCGCAAGAAGAGUCCGGAAAUCAUUCGUGAUAACGAAAUUCUGAUACCCGGUUGCUCCAAAGCCGGAGGAGCUCGUAUGGAUCUGACCAAGUUCAUCGACAUUCAUGGCGAAUUGUUUAAGAAGUGUCCUUAUUCGUCCGAGCUAACGAAAAUGGUAACGGGAACGAAAGGAUCGGAUCGCAAUGGUAAUGAGCCGAAGGAUGCCACGUUUAAUAUUGGCAAAAUUGGAAAUGAUGACGUUAAAAGUACGACCGGAACGGAACCCCUAUGUCCAAGCGCACGCUUUCCCGUCGGCCAAGAAGUGAUGGGUGAUUGUCCGUUUGUUAGUACUGAAGAGAAGGUGGAUUUAGGGGGAAGCAUUGCCGUUGGUUUGGUAUGUCCGGUUACCGGUAACAAACAGCAGGAACAUGACAAAAAUGGAGACACCCAAAAUGGGGCCAAUGGGAAGAACCCGGUUCCAAAGGAUGCUGGUGUACAACCGUUGGCCGAUAAAUGUCCGUUCCUGGCUUCGGCUAAGGUGCUUGACUACAACGAAAAUCUUGACCAGCGUCAGAUUGUCGAACCGAAGCUAAUGGACGACAGUGAACAUCUGUUCUGCGGGAUGCACCGGCAUGCGUACAUCCAGCGUGAAGUGUUCGAACGGUGCGAGAAGUUGGGUUACGAUCUUGCCCAUAACCUGAUCGCGAAAGGUGCACUCGCGGUCAUGAAGUGCGCCCAGAACGAGAUCCACUCGAAGCUAACUUAAGCGAUGAGCCGUGUUUUGCAAGUUCCUGUGUAGCGUAAAGACAACCGCAUAGCAUAACUAGUAAAAUGUUGAUUUUGUUUCUCUUUUUUCAUAUACGUUUUUUUUCCUGUUAUCUAGCGUACUCGUCGAGCACGGGAGUACGAUGUCACCCCAAGGGAUCAAUGUUUUGUGUAAACGGUGCGAAACAAAUUGUUUUUGAAAUAUAAAUGUUAGACUAU
Anopheles moucheti is the source of this 3030-nucleotide messenger RNA. RefSeq lists its product as uncharacterized. NCBI's taxonomy places the organism in Eukaryota, Metazoa, Arthropoda, Insecta, Diptera, Culicidae. The record is from RefSeq and is a predicted model, not a curated record. The transcript is spliced from 3 exons. Gene Ontology annotation, molecular function: hydroxymethylbilane synthase activity. Gene Ontology annotation, biological process: heme biosynthetic process. Gene Ontology annotation, cellular component: cytoplasm. Bases 944 to 2812 code for a protein of 622 amino acids.